GAGCAUACCGACGUCUACAACGACGUGCAUAGUCCUCGGUACUUAGAAAUGACUGGUGUAUACAAAAACGCGAUCGGACAGGUUCUGAAGAGCGUGCCUACACUGAACCGUGUUUACGUUGGGUAUUCCGUUCGAGACUUGAAAAAUCCGGAAAAGAUUAACUCAAGCAAGCCGCAUGGCCUGCUAUUCAACAGGACGUUUGCCGUCAGCUCCGGAAGCAUUACGAAGGAGUUCUGUCAAAGACUGAUCGAAGAGAUUUGA
Molecule: messenger RNA, 261 nt
Organism: Soboliphyme baturini
Lineage: Eukaryota; Metazoa; Nematoda; Enoplea; Dioctophymatida; Soboliphymatidae
Source: the annotation of a GenBank genome assembly